This is a messenger RNA of Varroa destructor (honeybee mite), 3695 nucleotides long. RefSeq lists its product as uncharacterized. The record is from RefSeq and is a predicted model, not a curated record. Gene Ontology annotation, molecular function: RNA polymerase II transcription regulatory region sequence-specific DNA binding; DNA-binding transcription factor activity, RNA polymerase II-specific. Gene Ontology annotation, cellular component: nucleus. Lineage: Eukaryota; Metazoa; Arthropoda; Arachnida; Mesostigmata; Varroidae. Gene Ontology annotation, biological process: regulation of transcription by RNA polymerase II; embryo development.
AUAUGUCAUAUAUCAUUAAACCAUAAAUACAUAAAACAGUAUAUACAUAUAUAUUCUGUUUUCUGUAUUAUCUAGAGGCAUGACUUUUAGCUGUUUCUUUCUUUUGCGUUCAUGAACUAUUCGAUUUAUAAAGCCUGUGCAUACAUUACCGAUGAUAUUUGCCUUCAGACUGCGCGACAUCGUUGCCCUUUACCGAUCGACAGAGCGAACCCAGAACCUAGCUCAACCUUGCUGGUUUCAUGAUACGUUUUUUUGUCAUUAUAAAAAUUCAAGUAUGAGCUUAUAGGAGAAGUACUGAUUCAACUAUGAGCAAAAUAAGUGAGGUAUUGACUAUAUUUGGCAGCCAGUACCGAUAGCGCCGAGUACGUCAUAACUGCAUCCAUAUCCUAUUACACUCUAAGAAAGAAAUGAAAAAAAAACCUACAAAAUAUCAGAGUUUUCCGUCACACCAGCCAAACUCACUGUUUUUUUUGUGUGUGCGAGGCACGUAAGGUACCCGAGUUUGCGCUACUUCUCAAAUGCUAAAUAUACGGACUGUUAGUUGAUACGAUUUAUUCUAAAGUAUGGACCUCGGCGAUCAACCACUAAUAUGUGGCAGCGCUGCCAUGUCGCACCAUGGGACGACUACCUAUUUUCAUUCCUACGCCAUGUACACAGGCCUAUUUAUUUGUUCCUUUAUCAAGUUAAACUGCGUAUACGGAUGCUUAAAACAUAGGACAUAUAUGAACUUGCUUGUUAGUUUCGAUUAACUCGGCUUGUUGGACAUGUCCAGACUAUCUAAAACUGGGCAAUUAGUGAUAAGUAAACGCUAUUCGCCCCUAGAUACUGCUACAAGGUAUCGUGACCAUUGCUAAAGUCCUGAUUAGUGCUUUGCGCUUAGCUGACUUCUUCCGCGCCUCUUUUGGAAUCCCUAACAAUGAUUGGCCAUUACCUAUAAGCGGGUCACCACGCCGCUUCGGCUUUAUGUCCCCAAAGCUUUAUCAAGGUUUGAUGAGUUUUUCCAAUGUGCAGCUCAGUUUUUAUCAUUAAGCCGAUGUUAUCAAAUGUAUAACAACGGCGUUAACUAUUGCCUUCAGCAGUAUCUAUUCCGUUCAUUACCCUUUUUUACUUCAUCGAUUCUUAGAGACUUGGGUCGUAACCCAGCUGAUCGGUGCCGUGUCCACAGUAAGUUGCCAGAAACCGUCUUCCUUUAGCAUUUUCGUUACUGCCCACUGGAUAUGCUGUCGUCGUAGUUCCAUUUAUAAUACUUUUGUCGUUGCCGCCAAAGCCUGCUCAGGCUCACUUGGUCGUAUCAAAUGAUCAUCACACGUCACACAUACAAAUACGUGCAUCUAUGGUAACGUAUGGCCACUGUGGCCUAACUGUAGGCCAACAGUCAAUACGGCCGGUGGUGACUACCGGCACAUAGAAGUGCUACAGCAACGCAGCACACCGGCACUGCGGAUCGUUGCAGCCAUGACCGCACCUCCUACUGCUGGAUAACGCCGUCACCAUCCUCAUUGGCCGAUCGACAUGUUCGGCCCUUUCCCACCAGGGAUUAGCGGGCGAGGACGGCGUAGCAGGCGGGGCUUCAGUAGCAGCGGAAGGUUUUAUUUCGAUCAGUGGCCGAGUGACUUCUGGUUCAGUAGUUGACGACGCGAGCUACUGUGUGCACCCUCAUUGGCGCAGUAACACGUAAACAGAUCACACUCACCGGCAGCAUUUGACGCAAUAGCUUGUCCAUCGGCUGCGAGUCCUGAGCGCUGUCAGACUCAGCUAGAAGCUGCUGUCUGCCAAUUCUCCACCCGAGACAAACAGAGAAACGGAAGACGACAAGUACAAGCGUAGACUGUUAUAGAGAAGGACACGCGUCACGAUAGGUCCAAGAGUCGCUUAGUGUAGUAGCGACACACGAAAAGACACUACGGUGAAAGUGAGUGAAAUUUGUGCACGAAAGACACGUAUUGUUUGAAAUAACGUGAGGACUAUGUUGUUACAACACGUUCCCAGUAGUCAGUCGGCUACCGGAGGUCAACAGGAUGGUCAGGAAAGGUGUCUGCUAACGCCUCCGCAGUCACCGGAACUUCAUCCAGCGUUUCUGCAUCUGCAUCGCCAAUCACCAAAAUAUCAUUUGACAAGUUAUUCUCCUGCGUCUUCACCGCCGCUUGUCCAUUCCUCUGCUUUUAUGCCCAUCAAUGCGUCUAACCCACCUAAAGCUGCAGGAUUUGUUAGCAAAUCCCAGUCAGCGACAUCGAAUGCUUCAAAGCGGUUUAAUUUUGCAAAACUCGCGGAAUCUGCUGUUGAGGAUAAGGUCGUACGUAACACACCGACCACCCCUAAUGAAUCAAUAGUUACAUCGGCGUUCCACGCAAUGCUCCAAAAGAAUCAAGUGGUCAAUCUGUUCCGACAAAUUUACUCACAGCAGCAACAACUACAACAUAGAGGCCUUCAGGAACGUCGUCACCCUCGACACGUACUCGAGCCACAUCGUCAGGCCCCACUCCAAGCAAAGGUGUCCUCUGUUUUGGGUUCAAAGAAGGAGACGGGCUCCGUAUCACGACCAAAGAAGGAGUUCGUAUGCCGCUUCUGUCAGCGCCGCUUCACGAAGAGCUACAACCUCAUGAUCCAUGAGAGGACCCAUACGGACGAGCGGCCAUACAACUGCGAUAUUUGUCAUAAAGCCUUCCGUCGACAGGAUCAUCUCCGAGACCACAGGUAUAUUCAUUCGAAGGAAAAGCCAUUCAAGUGUCAUGAAUGCGGCAAAGGUUUCUGCCAGAGUCGCACUUUAGCUGUCCACAAAAUGCUUCACAUGGACGACUCACCUCACAAAUGUCUUCAGUGCGGCCGUACGUUCAACCAGCGUUCAAACCUCAAAACGCACUUGUUAACGCACACUGAUAUAAAGCCAUACAUUUGCGAGCAUUGCAGUAAGGAGUUCCGACGCAACUGUGACCUCCGGCGACAUCUGCUCACGCACGGGAUUAAAUCCGACGAAGUCUCGGAUGAUUGUGACGACUCAAUGGAUGAGACGCUGGAUUCGGUCUAAACGUGAAGCGUUUCGCAAGCCGACGCAAAUGCCAAUAUUAAAAUGGAACCCUCUGAGGCAUCACAUCGUCCUGGGUAUUACUCACACUCGAAUGAGCGCAAUUUAAAGCAAGUCCGUUUGAACAGAGGACGAGUUCCAUCGAACAGAGAUAAAGUGUAAAAACUGUUAUUAAAUUUUUGUAUUAUACAUGUAUUCGACCGAGCUCGUUGACCGACGACUGAGCUUAUUGUUGGAUGCGUUCAUGAAACUUUACUAUAGAGCGUUUAUGAUAAGUCAACGCUUCGAAACGUCCCAUCGAAUGUGUUAGUCCGGUACCUUUUCACGAUCUCUGGAUCGCUUCUGUUGCAACUCAUGGGCAUCAUAAGGUGGAUAGUCUAUAUUCCUUUAGUAUGGGCGCCCACGAGUUCGAUCUCGACCAUGCCCCCACUUAAUUUUCUAGCCAAAGUCUGCCUAAUUGAAUCACUCAAGGAGGAAACAGCGAACAAAGAUGACACGGAAUGAGACUGUCAAAAAAGUUAAUUGUUUAUAAUUCAUAAUAAAAUUUUACAAACUUUUCUCUCAUACACAGAAAGAUCAAUGUUAGUAUUGAAUACUGUUCUGUGACAAUUUCACAUGUGCGAUACGACUUGUAUAUAGAGAAUAGAUAUAUAGUCUAAUAAAUCACUGAAAU